Molecule: messenger RNA, 2185 nt
Organism: Prionailurus viverrinus (fishing cat)
Lineage: Eukaryota; Metazoa; Chordata; Mammalia; Carnivora; Felidae
Gene: PCNA
Product: proliferating cell nuclear antigen
Exons: 6
Coding region: 205-990 (261 amino acids)
Biological process (GO): regulation of DNA replication; leading strand elongation; translesion synthesis
Cellular component (GO): PCNA complex
Molecular function (GO): DNA polymerase processivity factor activity; DNA binding
Source: RefSeq, a predicted model, not a curated record
CAUACGGGCGCCGAGGCGGAGACCGCGCGCUCGCAGACGCGGCUGUAUUAAACGGUUGCUGGCGCAGCAGGCUGGUUGUUAUCUUCCUGGGUCUCGGGCUUUCGCUUGUGCGUUUGCAGGCUCGCUCUUACCCUGUGACGCCCAAGCAGGCUACAACUUCCUCCUUAUUUUCUCCUGUAGCCGCGUCGUUGCGACUCUGCCACCAUGUUCGAGGCGCGCCUGGUCCAGGGCUCCAUCCUGAAGAAGGUGUUGGAGGCACUUAAGGAUCUCAUCAACGAGGCCUGCUGGGACAUAAGCUCGAGCGGCGUAAACCUGCAGAGCAUGGACUCCUCCCAUGUCUCCCUGGUGCAGCUCACCCUGCGUUCCGAGGGCUUCGACACAUACCGCUGCGAUCGCAACUUGGCCAUGGGUGUGAACCUCACCAGCAUGUCCAAAAUACUAAAAUGUGCUGGCAAUGAAGACAUCAUUACACUAAGGGCGGAAGAUAAUGCAGACACCCUGGCACUUGUAUUCGAAGCUCCAAACCAAGAAAAGGUUUCAGACUAUGAAAUGAAGUUAAUGGAUUUAGAUGUUGAACAACUUGGAAUUCCAGAACAAGAGUAUAGCUGUGUAGUAAAGAUGCCUUCUGGUGAAUUUGCACGUAUAUGCCGAGAUCUCAGUCAUAUUGGAGAUGCUGUUGUAAUUUCCUGUGCAAAAGAUGGAGUGAAGUUUUCUGCAAGUGGAGAACUAGGAAAUGGAAAUAUUAAGUUGUCACAAACAAGUAAUGUCGAUAAAGAGGAGGAAGCUGUUACCAUAGAGAUGAAUGAGCCUGUUCAGCUAACUUUUGCACUGAGAUACCUGAACUUCUUUACAAAAGCCACUCCACUCUCUCCUACAGUAACACUCAGUAUGUCUGCAGAUGUACCCCUUGUUGUAGAGUAUAAAAUUGCAGAUAUGGGACAUUUAAAGUACUAUUUGGCUCCCAAGAUCGAGGAUGAAGAAGGAUCUUAGGCAUUCUUAAAAUCCAAGAAAAUAAAAUUAAGCUCUUCGAGAACUGCUUCUGAGAUGCCAGCAUGUACUUAAGUCUCUUCUGUCACCAAAUCUGUACCUCUCAGUACAUAUGUAGAUAUUUUAUGUAAAUAACCUAUUUUUUCCUCCAUUCUUUACAAUUUGUUUAAAGAAUAAAGUCCAAAGUCAAAUCUGGUCUUGUUAACCUAGAAAUAUCUCUGCCUUAACCUAGAAAUACCCAUGAUUUUCAUAACAAAAGGGUUUUGACUAUAAAUGCAGUUUUAAUUUUUUCAAUUUAAAUAAACGUUAUUUGAAUUUCAAACAUCACAAGACAGUGCCUUCAUUUGGACCAUGACUGUUGCAGGUAUCCUAGGGAAUUCACUUCAAGCUACUGUUUUCUAGAAAUGUGUUUAUUUUUUCAGUCCAGGGGAGCCUGAUAAAUAAUACAUUGAUACAGCAAUAAAAGUAUUCCAAGUACAGUAGCUGACAAGAUAUUUGGGGGGAGAGGAUUUAUUUGUCAAAAUUACUUUGGUAUUCUUCUACCUUUAACUCAAGAAAUGAACAGAAGUAUAGACCAAAUCCUAUAUAUUUAGUUAUUUUGCCAAUUUUGUUAGCAAAACUAACACUUUAAGAAGCUUUAUGAACCCAAAGCCGUGUGUGCUUUAGAAGACUAGCAGUGCUAUAGGGCAGUGUUUCUUUAGCCUAUGGAGCCUUUUGAAAGAAUCUUGAAAGAUUUAGUAGAUAUGAGUUAAGGCCCAAGGAGUGUGUUUGUGCAAAAAUAAUUUUUCUAGUAUAAGUAGCCUUUUGGGGGACUUAAUCCCAGCACUUGCGAAACAGACUGUUGAAAUGUACCUACUAAUGGUGCCACAAGGCCACAAACUGGCAUUCUACAUAUUGAGAAUUGUUUCACUAAAGUCCUUUUUCCCGGCGUAUUUUGGGCUUGGCGGUUUAAAUGACUGAUAUCUUUGGUGUAAUACCUGGAAGAACUCACAGUCCAGUAGGUUACUGUUCAUUACCUUCUGUGUGCCUGGGGGGUGGGGAAGAAGACGGAAAAGGGGCCUGAUGGGAGUUGGGAGUGAUGUAACUAACUUAUCUAGAAUGUGGUGAUGAUUCCAAGCCUAUGCACUUGUCAAACUCCUCCAAUUGUACUUUAUUGUAUGUAAAUUAUACUUUAAUAAAUCUGACCUUUGAAAAGCUU